Messenger RNA from Coffea eugenioides, 2106 nucleotides. RefSeq lists its product as uncharacterized. The transcript has 6 exons. The record is from RefSeq and is a predicted model, not a curated record. NCBI's taxonomy places the organism in Eukaryota, Viridiplantae, Streptophyta, Magnoliopsida, Gentianales, Rubiaceae. Gene Ontology annotation, molecular function: zinc ion binding; nucleic acid binding. The coding region runs from base 1 to 2106 and encodes 701 amino acids.
AUGUGGGUGUACAAUCCAAGAGAGGAGAUUGAGUUUGAGAAGGGCCAAUUAUUCACCAAUGUGGAUUCCUUUAGAGCAGCUUUGAAGGAUUAUGUCAUCCAAAAGGGAUUUCUAGUAGUAAGAUUGAAGAAUGAGAAAACUAGAGUGACAGCUAUUUGUGGUAUAGAUGGUUGCAAAUGGAGAAUCCAUGCAAGUCCUGUGGCUGAUUCUAUCACUUUUAUGAUUAAAUCUUACCAACCUGAACACACUUGUGUUAUGGAUAAAGGUAAUGUAGAAGCCACAUCAGAUUGGAUUGCAAAAAAGUUGGUGCCCUUGAUGAGAGAUCAUCCGAACAUAUCUAGCCAGGGCAUAGAAGCAGAGAUGAUAGCUAAGUAUGGUAUUAAACCAAGUUACAUGCAGCUUUUUAGAGCAAAAAAGAAAACAAAAGAGGAGAUUCAAGGAAACUUCAGUGAUUCUUAUGGCAAAUUACCAAAGUGUGCAGCACUUCUAAGACAAUAUAAUCCACAAAGCAUUUGCAAAAUACAUUAUGAUAGGCCAAAUCUCCUUGUAGAGCUCAGAUUUUUAAGAAUAUUUGUUAGUUUUAGAACAAAGAAAACUGGUUUUCUUGAAGGUUGCAGGCUGUUCAUUGGCUUUGAUGGCUGUCACUUGAAGGGUCCCUUUAGUGGUGUUUUACUCACAGCAGUGGCCUUAGAUAGGAAUGAUAGUAUAUUUCCAAUUGCAUUUGCUGUAGCUGAAUGUAAAAACAAGGAAACAUGGAGCUGGUUCUUUCACUUUUUCGAGGAGUUUUUUGGACCAUUCAACAGCCAUUUACCUUUAACCUUUAUGAGUGAUAGGCAAAAGGGGCUCAACCUUGCUUAUGAGGAGAUUUUUCCAAAUGCUAGUGCAAAGAGUUAUGAUCAGAUAAGUCACAAUGAAGCAAUGUCAACCAUUAAAGACAUCAACAUACAGGCUUGGAAAUAUUUGGACAAAAUUCCCAAGAAGGCGUGGUGUAGAUAUGCAUUUGCAAAAGAAAUUAAAUGUGACCAUGUCACAAAUAAUUUCACUGAAUCAUUUAAUUCAUGGGUUGGUGAUCUCAGGGGCAAACCCAUACUUACCCUUGUUGAAGGUUUGAUAAGGAAGUUCAUGAAGAAAAUGCAUAAGAGAUACCAAAAAGGAUGCAUAUUAACUAACAGAAUCACCCCAAAGUUUGCUGAAAAGCUCAAAAAAAUUGCUCAAGCAUCAAGGCAUUGUACCCUGAAUAUGGCAAGUGAGGAUACAUUUGAGGUUGGUGAUAUGGAUAGAUCAUUCAUAGUCAAUUUAAACCAAAGGACUUGUGAUUGUGGUGCAUUCCAAUUAGUUGGACUUUCUUGCAAACAUGCUGCACUUGGCAUUAUCUACAAAAGGGACAAGUUGGAAGAUUACUGCAAUCAGUGGUUCUCCAAAGACAUUUACUUGAAGGCAUAUGCUUCUAUGAUUCACCCUAUACCUCAUGAAAAGAGGUGGCCGCCUAUGGAUGAAGUUACGCCUAAGGUUGUACUGCCCCCUCCUUUGAGAAGGGCUCCUGGUAGGUCAAGAGUUAACAGAAGAAGAGAAGCUGAUGAAGGACCUUCAUCUCAGUCAAAAAGGUCUAGUACCUUAAAGUGUGGAAAUUGUGGUCAGUUUGGUCACAACAUGAGAACAUGUCAAAGAGCUCCUGUGCAAAGAAAGAAUCCAGCCAAUACUCAUGCUCAACAGAUGCCAACUAGAAGAGGGAAACCAGGCAGAGGAAUUGCAAAUUUAGGACUGCAAGGAUCUGUUCUUUGGGAACAUACACAUGGGAAUGUGCCUAUUGUGCAUUCAGGUCAAGGUAGCAAUUCAAGUCCUUCUACUGGAAAUGCUGCUAUAAAUGUUCAGGUUAAUGUACAGACAGGUGUAAUUGCCUCUAAAAGAAAGAGAGGAAGGCUUUCAAAUGCUACUUCGACAAAUGCUGCAACAGGUUCUCGCAGAAGAGUUACACCAGAACUUUCUCAAGCUCCUGUGCAAGCCCCUGGUGAUGCUCAAGCUGCUACAACUGUUAGGAUGAAUGUAGCUGCAACUCUUAACUCUACCAAUAUUAGCACCAGCGGCAGUUUUAGCUUGCAUUUCUAA